UACCAGGCUUAUGUCAACGCCUCCCAUUGCCUUCACAUCUGCAUUUUGCGGUUUGCAGAUGUCACUCUCGAAUUCCUUCAUUUAAAUGAAGGAAGUAGGUUGAAAACCUGUUGGAAAGCUGUGUAUUCGUGUGUUAAUUAGUUUUGGGCGUCUCAAAAGGAAGCCGAGACAAGGUUCUAACCAACAAUGCAGGCGCCAUACCCUCCUCCUUCUGCACCUCCAAGCGCCCCUUCAACUUCACAGUUUGUUACUCGUGUUCAGCUAAAUAUUUCUUGCAGAAAUCUGCGAGACAAAGAUGUCAUGUCUAAGUCUGACCCAAUGGCCGUGGUGAUGUCAUUUAAAGAUGGUGGCUGGUUUGAGGUGAAUAGUGUACAUAGGCAUAUAUUUGAUUUCAUUUCAACAAUGUUUUUGUUUCGCAAUCAACAGUCAAUUGAAAUAGCUUGAGAACCUCACUUACGGGCAGGGUCUAAAUAUAAUUUAAUGAUGUGGGUUGUUUGUUUCGCAGUUGUUUAGCAAGUUGGAGGUUUAUAGUUUUACAAGGAUAUUGCUACACAUUUAUGGGUAAAAUUUCCGCACAGCCCCAUCCUACAUUAUGCAUUCAGUUCUUGAACAGAGGAAACAAUGACAAAAAUAAUACAUUUCCGUUGGGAAAAUAGAUUUGUUUUACAAUAGUAUGGGGCUGUGCGGAAACUUUACCCAUUUAUGUUAUUGGAAAAAUCUCGGCGAUCCGAAAUUAGAUUAGAGAUUAGAGAUUUAUUAUUUCAGAUCGUUGGACUUCGUGGGGCAGGUUCUCCAGCAGUCAUUUAUGACGAAUGUAAAACAGCAAUCAAUUAUUCGAGAAUGUUUUUGAAAAUUAUUGUAUAUUUAAUAAUUAUCGACCUGUUUUAGUUCUCUCUUCAGCAAGUAAAAUAUUUGAGAAAUGUAUUUUUAAUCAGCUUAUGUCCUAUCUUACGGAUGAAGACAUGACUUCCUCCAAACAAUAUGGAUUUAGAUCAGGUUAAACAACCUUUGACUGUCUAAUUGGUCUUAUCGAAGAAUUAACUUCUGCUCUUGAUCAAGGAAACUAUGUGGUCUCUUUAUUCUUAGACCUAAGUAAAGCUUUUAGCAUUGUAAAUCAUCAAUUAUUAUUAAAUAAACUUGAGUAUUAUGGAUUACAACAAAGGGAAAGUAACUGUUUCCAAUCUUAUUUAAAUAACAGGAAGAAGUAGUUGCAUGUGAAUGGUGUUGCUUUUUAGUCAUGUUCCAUCUCCACCAGUGUACCUCAAGGAUUGAUACUAGGACCUUUGCCAUUCAUUAUUUUUAUAAAUGACCUUCUCAAGUCUUCUGCUUUUUUUUUACUCGAUUAUAUGUAGAUGAUACUCCUUUAACAGUUUCUGGAAGUGAUCUUGACAAUUUAAUGUGUGAAAUUAAGAAUCAUUUGCUAGCUGUCUACAAAUGGUAAUGCAGUAAUAAGUUGACCUUAUAUUUGACGAAAACUGAGUAUCUUAUUUUUAUGCCUUGUCAAAAGGAAAAUUACAAUUUGUAUCCACCAUCAAGUGUAGUAAAUGUUCAUUUAGAGAAGUCCUCUUUUAUGUCAGAUACCUUAGUGUGUAUAUUGACUGUCACCUCACUUGGUGUGACUAUAUAUAUUGACUACAUAUGUGGCAAAAUUAGCAAAAAUAUAAAUAUAAUGGUUAAGUUAAAACAAUUUGUCCCAAAAGCAACACUUAUUAGUUUGUAUUAUUCUCUUAUAUAUCCUUUCCUUACUUAUGCUUGUACACUAUGGGGAAAUAAUUAUAAUGCUCCACUGUCUCAAAUUGUAAAAUUACAAAACAAAGUGGUUUGUAUUAUAAAUUAUGUUCCUUUAAUGUAAUCAACAACUCUACACUACGUAUCUCCUUAAGUCUUUUGAAAUUUUUUAUUCAUUUUAUCACGAUAAUUACUAGUAUCUUAGCAUAUGUUGCAUAUUUUAAUUUUAUCAUAGUAUAUUUUAAAUAAUUAUCAGUUAGAUAUCCUGUAUUAAAUUGCUAUAGAUAGAAAUCAUGUAAUGCGCGCUUGAUCAUUUCAUGGAAAGCGCGCAAUAUAAGAGUUAAAUUAUUAUUAUUAUUAUUAUUAUUAUUAUUAUAAUUUCCUGAUAUUGUUAAACUGAACACUUGACUUGUAUCCUUUUUUAUGAUUAUUUCCAGAAUGAAAAGUUUCCUACUUUACCUGUUUCACUAGUAUCUGAGCUACGUAACUACAAUACCUGCAGUGCCGCCAUCAUCUAAUCAAGUAGUCAUACCUUCAUUUUGAAUUUAUCUCAGGAGAUUCUGCCUGAGUGUUAUUGGUAGAUUCUUUUGGAAUAGUAUCCCAUAAUUAGUGAGAGGCAAACCAUCAAAAGAGAUGUUUAGAAAAGCACCCUUACACUGGUACCUUCCUCAAUACUUAUGAAACAUCAUCUCUGACAAUUUACUGAGCUAUUUUUGAAAGUAUUCCUCUACUUUUUUACUAAAAAAUUACAAGUUUUUUGUUAUACUGAUGUAACUUAAGGGGCACAAUAAUAUUUUAUCUAGAGGUGUCCCUUUCCUCUUCUUCCCAUAUACAAUAUGACUCAAUUUAAGUGGUUUAAUUUUGUAUUGUAAAUUUUCUUUCCUUGAAAAAUUUUGUAUUUUUUACAUACUUUUUCACCUUAAAUCUAAUUCUGUAUUAUCACUUGCCAAGGUUUGGAGGAAAAAAAUGAUUAAAAAUAAACAAUUUAUAAUAAAAAUUAUUUCAGUUUUCUUAAUUUUGAUUAUGGCUUUAUGACCUUUAAAUUUCAAUUGGCAAGUCAGACUUCAUUAAUCUUGCAUUUUAGGUCAACUCUUCCUGUUUACACUUUUCAAAAAAAUUUGUUAAAAGUCAAUAAACUUUAUUUAAAUAUGCUGCCCGCCCAUGCUCUUUUUCUGUACAUAAAACGAGAACUGUUCUGAAAGCUGUAAACUGUUAUUACUAUUUACAGGAGGAACUAUUUUUAAGACUGAAAUAGAAACAAUAGUUCACCAUUUUGGUCAUUAAAUGUACUAAAAAAGAAAUAAUUAGAAGUGGAUGUGUAUUUUUGAGUGUAAUACUACUUAAUCCCAUUGAAGGUGACAUGUACAAGUUUGUCAUCUCGCACAAUGAAAAAUUUUCUUUGGGAGGUGUGGAUGAAAUUUGUUUCAGUAGAGAUGAGCUGAUUCAAGAAUGUUAUACUCCUUUCAGUAUGCAAUAGACAUCUAUUUGACAACAUGUUUUUAAAUCUCAGGUUGGAAGAACAGAAAGGUUGGAUAACACAUUGAACCCUCAAUUUUCAACAGCCAUUAUUAUAGACUACUUUUUUGAGGAGCUGCAGAAGUUGAAGUUUUUCAUCUAUGACAUUGACAGUUCAUCCAUGAGUCUAAAGUCUGCUGAUUUCUUAGGGGAAAUGGAGUGCACUUUGGGUCAGGUAGUCUACAACUUUUUAUACUCAGCUACAUCUAUGUUUAACAGUUUAACUACACUGAACUCCAAAUGAAUAAAUCUUAAACUGCAUGCAGAAAUAUCACAGAAUAAUUAUUUGUAGCCACUCAGGUAAUUUAUCAUUCAUUAGCUGUAAAUUCUUGCUCCACAUUUCAGUAUCAUAAAAGUCUGCACACUUGUAGCUAACAGUCUCUUGCUGCCAAAGGUUUUCCUGAUUUCUGAUAAUGGAAGCACUAAUGGAAUUGAUGAUAAUUUUGCUGCUAAUCAUUUUAUAACAGAUGUACUUAGCCCAUCAUAGCUUAACUCACCAAGCAGGUUGUUACUUUUGGUUUCAAGUGAGGUUUCACUAUUACCCUGUAUGUACUCCUUUAUAGAGAGAAGUUCUUUUAGAGCAAAGUGAUUAACCACAUUGUGUAAAUACAUCUCAUUCAAUGGUUUAACCUAUAAUACAUGCAUAUUUUUUGCAUGUUAUAAAGUAUUUCUCCAAGCUUCAUAAUAAGAGCAGAGAAAGAUAUAAGGAAUGAGCAGAAUGUCUUCUCAUAUUAUAUGACUUGUGAACCAUUGAAUGAGAUACUCAUAAUUUUGGCAUUAUUAUUUCAUUUUCAAGUGUUUUGGUACAUCUGAGCACAGUAUUAAUUGAAAAUGGCCUGUGUGAAAGACAGAAGUAAAACCAACGACGUGCUUUCUGACUAACAAAAACGAUAUAAGGUGCCAAGAAAUUAUUUCUUGAAAAGUCAAGCCUUAAAAAUGGAAGUUUGGAUCACUUAGUGUGGCCAUUUUGUUGCUCUGCUUUCUGUCCACCAUGCCAUACAAUAUGCCAUACCAUGCCAUAUUUUGCAUGUUUUAUUUCCCUAUUGUGGUAAAAAGGCGUGGUAAAGGAAUAAUAUUACAUAUCAUACGACAACCCUGGUUAGAUCUUCAUUGUAAUAUUUUCAAUUCAAAGUACCAGGUGCUAGCUAUAACAAAAGAGCCCUAUUCAUUCAAUAACAAUUAAAGUAAAAAACUAUGAGAUGUGUUACUGAAUUUCCCUGAUCAUGAUUUCUCAUGUUUGUUUCCAGCUUGUGUCAUCUGGAACUUAUACAAAACCACUAGCUCUUAAAGGUACUGCUGAGAAUCGAGCUGGGAUGAUAACGGUGGGUUGAUAUUGUAAAUAUUUUAACAAACCCACCCUCCCUCCUUCUUAACAACUAAAAAUUACAAAAUGAUAUCAUAAGGCAAAAUGAUAGUGGUAAUGCUAAGAUCAUUGUUUUUUACAAGUAUUAGAUGAAUUAUUAAUAAUUCUUUAGUUAGUAAUUUGGUCCCAGUACUGUUUGAUGUUAACUAAACACUUGUAUUCAUUUUUUAAAUAACCUGCUGCAAUUAUUAGGUGGUAGCAGAAGAAGUUUCUGGUGGAAACGAUGAGGUGCAUUUCCAGUUUAGAGCUGAAAAGUUAGACAAAAAGGUUGGUGGCAUGGCUUUGUUAUGACAAAUAGUGCAUACUGUUUUCUACAAUGAAAUUAUGAUGGAAGAUAAGCAGAAUUAACUCAACAGCAGAGGUUACCAGGAGUAGUGCCACUACUGUGGACUUCUAGAUCUGGGCUGGGUUGUUUAUCCUUUCACUCCCAAUCUCUGAAAGCUAAAUUCUCCAAACAACUGGUUGUAUGUAUAGUUCUCUUUGGAACGGUCCUGAGAAUAUGGGGUUACAUUUAAGCAAUAAACCCCUGAUUGAUAAUCUUCUUAAUUCUCAUAAUCUGAUAACAUGCCAGUGUGUAGAAACAGUGAGGAAAAUUGAUGAUGCGAUUUCUCCUGUAAAUUAAAAGAAGACCAACAAGGGUAAGGGUGACUUUUGGAAUGGACGUAGUUUUAUGGCAUUUUUUUUUUCAUAGCAGGGGUGAUUUGCAUGAAACAUGCACACACACAAGCCAUAUUAUCACCAAUUUUACCUAAGGUAGAGCAACUUAUUUUAAUGUGAUAAAUGUGUUUUUAAGAUGCUUAUGCAUGUAUGUUCCAAUCUCUUAAAAUUUUUGUCAAGGAUUUUCUUGGAAAGAGUGAUCCCUAUUUGGAAUUUGCAAGAUCGAAGGAAGAUGGAAGUUUUGUUGUUGUACAUAGGACAGAGGUUAGUUAGUGAAUGUACAUGAUUGGAUAAGAUGUAUAUUUUUGAUGCCUUCUAUAGUUACAAUGACCUUGUUUUUAUCAACCUUUAUACAGGUUAUUCAGAACAACCUAAAUCCCAAAUGGAAACCAUUUCAGAUUCCAGUGCAGCAGCUGUGCAAUGGAGAUUAUGACAGGACUAUUCGAGUAAGUACUUAAAGAAGGAUAUCGUAGUUCUUUCCAUCCAACUGAAAUACAGUUUCCUUCAAAAGAUCUAAGGAAAACUAUAAAGAAAAGUGAUCGACCUGGAGAUAAAUUUUGUCCUGUAUCUGGAAGACUUGUGGAUAAACUUAGAGAGUUAGCACACAUUUUAUUGAGGGGAUACCCUCAGCCAAAGAACAAAAACUUGUCUCCUACAGUCUUAAAAAGGCUCCCAUACCCUUUUCAUAUGUUACCUUCCUUGAAAAGACACAAUUAUUGUCUUUUUUCAUAAGGACAUGCUAAUAUUAGUCUUGAGUAUAUCCCUGAUUAGAAAUUCCAUUAUAUUUGUUGCAUUUUUUAAAAGGGAUACCUCUGUAUAGGGGAUCUUUUCCUUGUCCUGAUUGUGUAUCUUGAAUAAAGUUCCAUAGUGAUGGAUUGUAUAUGUUGCCUUCAUUGAAGGGACACCUCUAAAUUAUUAUGUAGAGGGACACUUUUUCUAAAUGUAAGGGUGUUCCCUGGGCAUGGAAGUUUCAAAUAAUAUAAUAUUAUUUUCCAUCGUUUUUUUUAGAUUUUGUGUUAUGAUUGGGAUUCUGAUGGAUCACACGACUUUAUUGGUGGAUUUACAACAAAUCUUCGUGAGAUGUGCUCUGCUCAACCAUCAAGGGAGGUACAGAACAAAGUUAAAGACAUUUAUUUGAAUUUAGUGUAGCACCUGGAAUUUAUGCUCCUGUUGUUCAAAGUUUUCCUUGGUGUCAAAUUUUUGAAGCUGUAACCUCUAGAAUCUGGUUUUAGUUAUUCUCCUCUUUAGGAACAAGGUGUUUCCUAGAAUAUUAGUUACCAAAUGAUAAUUUAAUAUUUCAUCAACUUGAAGAUAACACUUUCUUGCUGAUCAAUGUCUAUUCUCAUUAGCUAUAUUCUGGACUAUGUAUCAAAACUGUAAAGAGAAGUAGCAUGUUGGUCACUUCUGGAAGUUGGAGUGUAAACUCCUGUAAUAUUGAUUCUUGGAAUCCUUUACGUAAGACUUCAGUUUCUAAGAUUUGAAAUAAAAUCACUGAGAAGCUUAAUGUCAUUAUUUAAUUGCUUUCAAUUGGUGAUUUUUAUCUCUCUUUAAAAGCUGAAUAGAUAAAUUAUCAUGAAACCCAUACAGUUGAUCAGUAGAUCAGCCUUAACAGUUAAGUUUUUUUAUUGAUAGGGAACAAAUUAAAAUAAUUGAUGUAUCCUCUGGCUUGUUUUUAGUGGCCAUGUAUUAAUGAAAAGAAACAGAAGAAAAAGCGUGGUUACAAAAAUUCUGGAGUAGUUUUUGUUAUGAAAUGUGAGGUUGGUUUUCUGAUUUUCAUUAGUAUAAUUGAAAUUGUUGUUUAGUUAUAAGUCUUCAAUUGAUUUUCUGUAAUUUGUUUAGGACAUAUACAAUUAAUAUCAAAGAGAUUAUUGUUCCUCUUGAAAGACAAAGUUUCUUAUAGACAAAUCAUUUCUGUUUAGAGACUAUUGAGACAGCAAAAGGGUCACUCUUUACUGCGAUUUAGCCCAGUUUUAAAAAACAAUCCAAUUUUAGGGUUGUGCUUAUUAAUUCCCUUGGUUACUGGAUAAUCUUUUUGAAGUGUUUUAUCAUCAUCUGUUAAAAAUUAUCCUUUCAUUAGGUUGUGAAAGUAUCUUCGUUCUUAGACUUCAUUCAAGGUGGCUGCCAGCUAAACUUCACAGUAAGUUGUAGAUUUAUGUUUAACUUGAUGAAAAUAAGAAAUCCAGGGAGAGUUCUUUAAUUUAUAUUAUUUUGUCUCAGCCUUACCAAUGUUGAUUCAAAAUUCUCUCUCAUGGCUCAUAUACUUUUUGGAGUUGAGUCAAGGUUAUUCUCUCUAGCUGAUGAAUUUGUCUAUUAUCACUUAUAUAUGCUGGAGUAUGUAUAGACAUAGUAAUAGGAAGUUACAUGUUCACACUUAUCUGAUGAUUAAAGGAGUCAAGAAUUCAGUGAGGAGAAGUGUGGGUAGAGGGACAAACUUGAAAAUGUGUUCAAGUUGCACUUUGUUUUACUUAAUAGCAAACUUUCUGAAAGAUCAGCUAUGUUAAUUAUUUCUGUUUUUUUUUUUCAAUAUCUGUUUGGAAAUUUAUAACAACAAUCUUAGAGCAGUGUUGAUAGCUUUGGGUAUCCAUUUAUUGUUAUGAAAAUAAAGAGACAACUUCUGAUUCACAUUGUUCAUUUCUGAAUCAAUAACUACAAUGUUCUUUGAUAAUAACCAAUAGGUUGGUAUAGAUUUUACAGCUUCCAAUGGUGAACCAAACCAGUCAACAUCCCUUCACUACAUCAACCCUUAUGCACCAAAUGAGUAUCAGCAGGCUCUGACAGCUGUAGGAGAAAUCAUCCAGGACUAUGAUAGGUGUGUAGAUUUGAGGACAGUUUCAUGCCCUCCAUCAGUCCAGAAAACUGACACAUUAUUUUGUAAAUUUUCUAAACCAAAAACCGCAUGCAAAACCAUCAAAACUGACAAAUUUUCACAUCCCUGUUAUCAAAACUUUAAAUGAUCUAAUUCACAGCUAUUCAAGAUCAUAAUGGUGGUGCAACUGUGACCCAAAUAGGAAAAGUCAAAAAACCCUAUUGGAUACAAAAUCCAAAAGCCCAGGAGUGCUUUUUAACGAAUACCAAAACCCAAAUGUUUUAAAACAGACAAUCUGUGAACUGCAAUGAACACCAAAACUGCAAAACCAAAAAUCCCAAUGCCUCCCUCCGAUAGUACCAGUGUGCAGGACAACUGGUUGAAAGGUCCAGGUCUGAGGGCUAGCUUUGGCUCUGAGUAAAUACAUGUAGUCCUGCAAAAGGCACUUUAACCUUGAAAACAUCAAUCAACGAAUUAUGAUUAUCAUAGCAUUUUAACUCAGCAAUGAGGUGCAUGCAGCAAAGUUGAUUAAAAUCAUGUUUUGAUGUGAGGAAAUAAGUUUUGUAGUUGUAUAUAAAUCAUUGUUAUCACAUUCCUAGUGAUAAACUCUUUCCAUCCUUUGGAUUUGGAGCAAGAAUUCCACCGACAUAUCAGGUAGGUUUUCCAGGCAGAACAUUUUAUUAGUGAUAUUCUAAAAAAUACCUCAGCGUUUUUCACUAUUUCUUAAAAAUCUGAGAAACACGUUUCUUAAUGUCCCAGUUCGUUUAUUUUAGUUGGUGUAUUUAUUUUUCCCCUAGGCUUUACUCUUUUCAUAUUUUUUCUUUCCAGUUUUUAAGCAUACAUCCAAGGCAGCUGUCAUCAAAUUGUGAUGUGGGAUUGAUAUUUCUAGGCUUUAAGUUUUGAAAUUGAAAUUUACCUGUAUAGUGAAAGUGACAAGAUUCUAAUGGAAAGGAACUGCUGCACAAACCCUUUUUUUUUUCAUUUCAGGUUUCUCACCAGUUUCCAUUGAAUUUUAAUCCCAAUAACCCAUAUUGUGCAGGUGUGAACUUCAAUUAUUUAUAAUUUAUUUGUUAUCAGUUUUAAAUGUCCUGACUAAGAAUUAUUUACCUGAGAAGAGCUUCAACAUGAAAUUAACACGCUGUAUUUAUUGCUCUUUGCAACUUCAGAACCAGUAGGCUUCUAGAGCAUAUUCAUAUAAUGUCACAACUUGAUCAUUACAUUGGUGUUUGUAACCUAGUCUUGUUACUUUAUAGGUCUUGCUGGUUUGGUACAAGCUUAUCAAGCCUGUAUACAAAGUGUACAACUUUAUGGUCCAACAAACAUCUCACCUAUCAUCAACCAUGUGGCUCACUUUGCACAUGAAGCAGCCCACUCCCAAACUGCCACUGUAAGUUGUAAAAACAGGGACAUGCUUUAUCUAAUCCAACACAUAAAUAAUUAUUUACAAUUGUAUUUACCAAAGUUUUGUAACACCUUAUUUCAAUUUUAUCAAGUAUCUUAGGGUAUAGUUAACCAAUGCCACAUUGUCCACAAUUUAUUAUUGCUUGAAUUGCUUUUUUAGAACUACUUCAUACUACUGUUAUUGACUGAUGGUGUAAUCACAGACAUGGAUCAGACCAAGGAGGCUGUAGUGGCGGCAUCAGCACUUCCCAUGUCAAUCAUUAUUGUGGGUGUUGGAAGUGCUGACUUUGCAAUGAUGGAGGAACUAGAUAGUGAUGACCAAGUGUAAGUACUUGUUCAUGGAGUUAAGUUAAUAUUUUCCCUUCCAAUAGGACUUAAAUGUAACUCUGUCUCAGCAUUUUAUCAUUGACUGUUGUUCAGUCUUACUUCUUGUCUUCUUGCAUUUUUCAUCUUGCUGGGCCAUACAAAUGCAGGGCUUUUUUCUGGCCAUUUGAACUUGGACUUUAUUAGUGUCAAUCAAUGAAAGUGUCUGUGUGGCCACACAGGUGACAUGAAUCAGAAUAUAGAUUCACAUUCUUGAUUAGUAUGUCUUAGCAUACAAGCAGGUUUUCACAGACACCGGAGCUCAGACAAGCUCUUCCUACCAAAGUAAAGCUGGUGAGAAAAAUUGCUGCUUCUGCCACAAUACCUAUAUGAGUGCCCAUAUGCACAGGUUAACAAUUUAAGGACAGGAUAGUUGAUUAUAUUCAGUGUUGUGUUUUAUGUAUUCAGAUCUGCAUAGAAAUGAUCAGAGGUAAUCAGAGUCAUAUGUAUGGGUCACUUAAAAUGUUAAGUAUAGUGAACCCGAAAAUGCAGAUUAGAGCACUGUUAUUACACCUUGCUGAGUAGAUAAUUUAUUCUCAUUUUUGCCAGCAGGUUGAUGGCUCAUGGAAAAGCUGCUCAAAGAGAUAUUGUUCAGUUUGUCCCCUAUAGGAAAUUUAAAAAUGUAAGCUUUGUAUUGAUCAUCCUUUUACAAACCACAUUUGGUUUUUCCAUGGGAAGCCCAUAAUUCUUUUGCAUGGGUUCCUGGACUGUCACUGAAAAGCAAGUGAUUGUUUAUUAUUUCAGCUUGAGAGACCACUCCCUUGUUUGAAAUUUCCUCUUUUCCCCCUUCCUUAGGAUAUAUAUUCAUUUGGUAUAAUUAUAUUCUAGAAUAUGGCUUUCCAGGGAAAGUUUUUUCCUAUUCAGGUAUGAUUCCAUUACAAACCCUUUACAAGGAUGUCACCACCAGUCAAGAUGGCUUGAUAUUGGCCACAUUGUGUGGGUGUGUCAGUGUGUUAUGGGCAAGGUGAAAUUUUGGUCUACAUUAUGAACGAGAAAGCCAGCCUAAUAAACCAAGAGUUUAUCUUAUCGAGGGAAGUCAAUACAGUCAUGUAAAUUCAGUUGCUAAUUCAAAACAGGUGCUUGUCAAGGGAAUCAAUUCAAACACAGAUUUCACUUCAUCUUACCCACAUGCAGAGCUAGUAAUAAAAUAAUAAAUAUCUUCUGAUCAUCAACUAAGAAUUUAUGGCAUGAUCAAUAGAGUAAGUAGUAAGCUUGUGUUUUAGGUUUCUCCUGCUGCCUUAGCAAAAGAAGUCUUGGCUGAGGUUCCCAAGCAACUGACAGACUACUUCAGGGCAAGAAACAUUUUACCACAACAGAGACCAAAUGUGAAUAUUCCAUAAAAGAGGAUACACAAGACAAGACUAUUGUACAAGUUACAGCUUACAGUUGGCUUUUAAUUAUGGAAAAGUUGUGUAAAAAGACCAGAAAUAUAAAGUCCAACAAGUUAAAACUAUACUUAUUUAUAUCAGUAGUAAGUCUUGGUUUUUUAAAGAUGUAUAAAUCCCUUAUAUGUCAUAGUUUUCCCCACGUGAGUUGUAGAAAGGUUAAUAUGGAAUUGAAAUUUAUUUCAGAAAUCUAGGGUUUAGAUAUUUUAAAGUUUGCCAAUAAUUAUCUUUAACCCUUUUAUGUCCUUAGAUCAGUAGUCUCCAUGCUGUUCUUUAGACAUUUCCUAAGGUGCUGACAAGGAGAAUUUAUUUAACAAUGAAGGGCCUCUUUAACUGGUGAUAAUUUCCUUUAAGGAAGUGACCUUAAUUUGGUAUCCAGUGGUGAUAUUGUAAGGGAAUAGAUUUGAGUUACUUUUAAGGGGUCAAAAGGUUUAAAAGUAAGUGGAGAAGAUUUCUGAUGUGUAUGAAGUAAUCUUUCCUUCCUCAUUUAGUUGGUUUAGUAGAAGGUAGUCAUUAAAAAACUACCUCUUGGCACCUUUGUCUUCAGUGUGAGUUAUAGAUUAUCAGUGAAGAUGCUGGAUUGCAGCUAUGCGAGGAGCAUGUUUGCAAGUUUUCAUGGGUGAUCUUGACUGAUGAGUGUAUUUCUUAGCUUAUUUAAUAUGUACUUUUGAUUAGGGAAACAGACUAAGCUGAAUCAUGCAAAGGCAAAUUAUAGAUACUUUUAGUUAAUCAACUGAAAUAGUGUCUAGACAAUCCUAGUCUGUACAACUGUAAGACCUUAAUAUUGUUAUUUUACUCCAAAAUAGUGGUCAGUGUAAGGGGAAAAUUCCAGACAAGUGUGCAGUAAAAAAUGUAACAUCAAAAAAUGUAACAUCAUCAGAAUUCUACAUGCUUUCAUCCAGAAAGUGACAAAAUGAGUUGUUCAUUUUCUGGUGUAAAGUUCCCAGCAGUGGGUCAAUCUCAACAUCACUCAGAAAUCUAGAAUGAUCCUUGUGACGUGCAGUUGAGACAUAGUUGGGCUUCUUUACAAUUAGCAAUAAAAACUACAUGUAUCAUCAAUCAUCAUC
Messenger RNA from Pocillopora meandrina, 12285 nucleotides. NCBI's taxonomy places the organism in Eukaryota, Metazoa, Cnidaria, Anthozoa, Scleractinia, Pocilloporidae. The record is from the annotation of a GenBank genome assembly.